AUGACAGCGGCUAUCUCGAUACUGAAUGGCUCCGUUGCAGCAACUGUUGGUUGGGUGUCAGGCCCAGACGGACGAGGGACGUUUUCUCUUGUUGUUUCCUGUCUCCUGACCCUAGGCCUCUGUGUUUGGUCUGCGAUGCACCUGAAUAUUUCUCCUCACAAUGAAUCCCUAACGAAGUCAUGGUUCCGGCAUCUCAAGUGGGGAUUGAUUGGUAUCUUUGCUCCAGAAUUGGUGGUAUUCGCGGCUUGGAGACAGUACAAUUUUGCGAAAGAACUUCAUAAGCGGAUGAACCACCACAUAAGUGAGACGAAAGAGAAGACGAAGAGCUCCACCGAGAGAAGACAUCCAUGGACUACGGUCCACAGCUUUUAUGCCGGUAUGGGGGGAUUUAUCAUUCAGCCAGGCGACCUUUGCAAGGACGAAGGACAGCAAUAUAUUCCUGGCGACCAGUAUCUUACUUUAUCAGCCCGUGGAAUUGCCUUCCUCGCUGGGUGUGGCCAUCUACCCGAUAUACCCGAAGACGAAAUCGUUGAUAAGAGCAAAGCAGAUGGACUUGCCAAAACUCUCGUCUGUCUCCAAGCUGGUUGGAUGGUUGUACAGGUCAUUGCUCGAGCUAUUCUUGGUUUGCCAGUAACGUUAUUGGAAGUCAACACAAUCGCACAUGUCUUCUGUGCGCUUGUCGUCUACAUUCUUUGGUGGCAUAAGCCCAGACUGGUCCAUGAACCAACAGCCAUUUCAGGUGAUUGGAUUAAGCCUCUUUGCGCAUAUAUGUUUAUGAGCAGUCAGAUCAGUGGAUCGAAGCGGAAUCAUGCUGGAGCACUCUGGCAAGCGUGGGUUCAGCCGGAAGCGUCUGCUGUGGGUUUCUUUACCCGUCAAGGAAAGGUUGACAUAUCGAAUACCGGUUUAUUCAACGUUUCUUCGGCGGAUCAGGAGACGAGAUCUCUCCACCCACAAGCUUCACACGAUGCGACUCAAGAUGAAGAUGCAAUUCGCGGUUCGGCCAUCGAGCCCAGUAACAAUACUACGACGUGUUAUUUUGCGCUUCGACCAUCCCGAAAUCUUCCAUCGCAACCUUCCCCACAUGAGGCCUACACACUGGUUGGCGUAGUGGAGAGGGCUCAAACUCCGGCUGCAAUGCAAGCAGAGCGCUGGAAGCUGGCUGCAGAAGCUGUUCGCCUAUACCCAUUCCUGUGCAGUCGCUAUGGAGCAACGAACCAGACCGAACCCCAGUGGACUGAGAUGGUACCCGAAGAAUUGAUUACUCGGUCUGCAAGUAAUUGGCCCGCUGAAGACCUACUGCGAGGAACAGAGGGUCUGAUCAUGGGAAUGACGUUAUGGUGUCUAAGUGUGGCGUACGGAGCAAUACAUAUUGCAGCUUGGAACGACUAUUUUACUUCCGUUGCGGAACAAUGGCUAUGGCACGCAUCCGCUGUUUAUAUAUCAUUCUCGGGUUUACUCUGGCUGUUCAUAAAUCUCAUUGCUCAUGAAUGGAAAGCCGUUGAUGCAUACUGGGACCGAGUUCUGAUGUACGAAGCGCACUGGAUCAGUUAUGCUUCUUUGGGAGUGGUCUGCUCACUUUGUGGGAUUGCAUACAUAUCUGCUCGAACGUACUUAGUUCUUGAGGCGUUUAUCAGUAUAAGAGAGCUACCAUUAGCUGCAUACAAUACUCCGGACUGGAUGACGUUUUUUCCUUCUUUGUAGGCAACAUUGGCCGAUCCUCACUAUUGGUGGGUGUACAUCAUAAUACUUCUUUCACUUUUCGGUCUCACGCUCGUUGAACCGCUCUACUGUAGUAUUAAAUAUCAGCGAAUUUCAUGCAAGAAGACUUUCUGCGCAUGACUCCAGGCUUGUCCUUUCUCGAUGGUACGUUGAGACUGGGAGACGUGUAAACAAUUAUCCCACAUAAUUUAGGUUCCUG
This is a messenger RNA of Cadophora gregata, 1918 nucleotides long. RefSeq lists its product as uncharacterized. Bases 1 to 1701 code for a protein of 566 amino acids. The record is from RefSeq and is a predicted model, not a curated record. NCBI's taxonomy places the organism in Eukaryota, Fungi, Ascomycota, Leotiomycetes, Helotiales, Ploettnerulaceae. The transcript is spliced from 2 exons.